Messenger RNA from Physella acuta, 1911 nucleotides. RefSeq names its product sialate O-acetylesterase. Gene Ontology annotation, molecular function: sialate O-acetylesterase activity. Gene Ontology annotation, biological process: carbohydrate metabolic process. NCBI's taxonomy places the organism in Eukaryota, Metazoa, Mollusca, Gastropoda, Physidae. The record is from RefSeq and is a predicted model, not a curated record.
UUUAUCAGAUGUUUAUCUUCAUGGUCCGCGAACCGUCACAGUGAUACUUCAAUGUUUCUGUGAUCGGCUUUAAAGAUGAAGCCGUUGGUAGUUUUGUUGCUGUGUCUGGUGACGUGGUCCCACCAUGGAACUCUGGGGAUGGAUGUGUUUCACAUGUCACAGGAGGUCGAAAAAGAGUUCUACAAAGAUCAGACGACCGACUUAGCUGCAGUUACUUUCAGCCUGGCCAAACAUUUCCAGAGCCACAUGGUGCUACAGCAGGCACCACAGAGGGCGAACGUCUACGGCUUCUCUCCCUCCAUAGGGCAGAAAGUUACGUUACAGCUGACAACGACCCCGCCCACACAAACCUACAACUACGAGACUACGGUGCGACAAGGUCCCGAACCCGGGCUGGGUCAGUGGAACGUCCUGCUGGACCCGUUCGGACCCACGACUGUGGCCACAAUCAGGGUGACGUCAGAGGGCGUGUCCCUGACCAUUGAUGACGUCUUGUUCGGUGACGUCUGGAUCUGCUCUGGUCAGUCCAACAUGCAGAUGACCGUUAUCUCGAUCGACGUGGCCACCGAGGAGAUGGCAGAUGCCCACAACUACCCCAACAUCCGCCUGAUGACCGUCAACAUGGACGAAGCUGCCACGCCCCAGUAUGACCUCAUUAAAGUAGAACAAUCAUGGAUUAAAGCUGACAGCAGUUCUAUCGGCCACGACGCUUGGACGUAUUUCUCAGCCGUCUGCUGGCUCUAUGGCAAGGCAAUCUUCAAGGCCAAAAACUACCCCAUAGGAUUGGUGGCUACAGACUGGGGCGGCACCCCCGUGCAGGCGUGGUCCUCCCCUGAGGCUCUGGCGUCCUGUGGUAUCCAUGACAAUCCUAGCAUUGUCCAACCAGAUUCGUACAUCAAAUACCUGGAGCAACAGCCACCGGAAGUACGCCGCAGACUUGAGGCGCCAUCAGAAAAGUCUGUCUUGUGGAACUCUAUGAUACACCCCCUGCUGGGGAUGACGAUCUACGGCGCCAUCUGGUACCAAGGUGAAUCUGACGCCGGCCCACCAGCCGUGAACCGCUACAACUGCACCUUCCCAGCCAUGAUAAAAGACUGGAGAGCAAACUUUAACCGUGCAUCUAACGGCCAGACCAGCGCAAACUUUCCGUUUGGAUUUGUACAGUUGGCACCCAACUCCCCGAGCCCAGGACCUACGUCAGGAUUUACUGACAUCCGCUGGCACCAGACAGCUGACCGGGGCUACGUCCCCAACCCUGACCUCAACAACGUCUUCAUGGCCGUGGCUAUGGACUUGCCGGACUUCGACUCGCCAUCCGGCGCAAUCCACCCACGUUACAAGAAGGACAUUGGAGACAGGUUGGCGAUCAGCGGGUUGGCAGUGGCCUACAACCAGGGCGGUUUAUUCCAGGGGCCGCUACCCUCGGGUUCCAGCCUGACCCCUGCAGGUCUGGUCAUAGACUACGGCACCACCUGGACCCUGGAGAUCAGAGUCAACUCUGGAUUUGAGGUUCAAUGCUCACAUGCACGCUGGGUUGCCACAAGCAUCACUGCUCACACCCAGACCACCGUAACGGUCAACUCGGCCAACGUAUGCAACACAGGAGAAAAGAUAACUGGCAUUCGCUACGCUUGGAGCGAAUCGCCUUGCGCAUUACAUAAGUGCGCAGUAUAUGAGACAUCUAAGGGACUUCCGGCUCCACCAUUUGUGUCUUAUGCUGAUUAUGACCAAGUGGGGAAUCCUUACUUUACAUUUGAUCGACCACAACACAUUUGACAGAUUUUCCUUUUUAAAAGUAUCAAAACGAUUUGUUUAUUUUUAUUUAAUCUAUUUUUUUCAACGUAAUUGUUUUCUAAAUAUAUGUGAUUCGGACAUAAAUCUAAAUACUAAAUUGACCAAUAAAUAUGUUUU